UUCUCUCUGAGUUUUGGGUCUGAAUUGACUUGAACAAACUUGUUCUCCUUUAAUGUUCAGAGUUAACAGUCUGCUGUUCUCCCUCUCAGACUGACUUCAGAUCAGAAGAUGAGUGAUCGUGUGGAGGAAGAGGAGGACGGAGCAGAGUCUGUAGUAUCUGGAUGUCUGUCUGUGAAGAGUGACUGGUCCAAAGAUUAUCCUCUGAACUUCAGUAAUGAAGCUGGACCCUCAGGCACAAAGUUUCAGUCCAGACAGAUAGCAGAGUCUGUAGUAUCUGGAUGUCUGUCUGUGAAGAGUGACUGGUCCAAAGAUUAUCCUCUGAACUUCAGUAAUGAAGCUGGACCCUCAGGCACAAAGUUUCAGUCCAGACAGAUAGCAGAGUCUGUAGUAUCUGGAUGUCUGUCUGUGAAGAGUGACUGGUCCAAAGAUUAUCCUCUGAACUUCAGUAAUGAACCUGGACCCUCACGCACAAAGUUUCAGUCCAGACAGACAGCAGAGUCUGUAGUAUCUGGAUGUCUGUCUGUGAAGAGUGACUGGUCCAAAGAUUAUCCUCUGAACUUCAGUAAUGAACCUGGACCCUCAGACACAAAUGAUGAACCAGGAUCCUCAGGUGGCCAGUCUGCUUCAUCAGGACACGACUCUGAUCCAAUGUGUGGCGAGAGAUACAGAACAAGACCUGGACUGCAGACAGCCAGUCAGACCAGCACUGUGCAAAUGAUUGGUGGUCUGCAGGAGGUUUUACAGGAACAUAAGAUCAGUUUGAGGAGGAGAUGUGAACAUGUGACUGAAGGAAGUGAUGGAACAGGAAGUGGAACCCUCCUCAACACGAUCUACACUGAGCUCUACAUCACAGAGGGACAGAGUGAAGAGGUUAAUACCCAACAUGAGGUGAUGCAGCUGGAGACAGCUUCCAAGAAGAAGAACGUCCACGGCAUUCCGAUCAAGUGCCAGGACAUCUUUAAAGCCUUACCUGACCAACAGGGACGCAUCAGAUUGGUUCUGACGAACGGUGUCGCUGGUGUUGGAAAAACCUUCUUGGUGCAGAAGUUCAGUCUGGACUGGGCAGAGGGUUUGGAGAACCAAGAUGUCAGUGUGGUGAUUCCGCUUUCGUUCAGGGAGCUGAACUUGAUCAGAGAUGAGCAGUACAGUCUUCUGGAGCUGCUCCAUGUUUUCCAUCCAACAUUACAGAAGGUCCCAGCAGAGAAGCUCGCCGUCUGUAAACUUCUGUUCAUCUUUGAUGGCCUGGAUGAAAGCAGACUUUUGAUGCAUUUCAACAACAAGGAGAUUGUGUCUGAUGUCACACAGAAGUCAUCGGUCAACAUGCUGCUGACAAACCUCAUCGAGGGGAAUCUGCUUCCGUCGGCUCUCAUCUGGAUAACUUCCCGACCUGCGGCGGCCAAUCAGAUCCCUCCUGUGUUUGUUGACAGGGUGACAGAAGUACGAGGCUUCACUGACGCCCAGAUGGAGGAGUACUUCAGGAGGAGGGUCAGUGAUGAAGAGCGGUUCAGCACAAUCAUCUCACACAUCCAGACAUCCAGGAGCCUUCACAUCAUGUGUCUGAUCCCAGUCUUCUGCUGGAUCACUGCCACAGUUCUGGACCACAUGUUGACUACAGAGCAGAGAGGAGAGCUGCCCAAGACCCUGACUGACCUGUACUCACACUUCCUGCUGGUUCAGACCAAGAAGAAGAAGCAGAAGUAUGAUGAGGGACAUGAGAAGAGUCCACAGGAGCUGAUGGUGGCUGACAGAGAAGUUCUUCUGAAGCUGGGGAGGCUGGCGUUUGAAGAGCUGCAGAAAGGAAACAUCAUGUUCUACCAAGAAGACCUGGAGCGCUGUGGUCUCCAUGUCACAGAGGCCUCGUUGUACUCAGGAGUUUGUACAGAGAUCUUCAAAAGAGAGAGUGUGAUCUUCCAGAAAACAGUCUAUUGCUUUGUUCAUCUGAGCGUUCAGGAGUUUCUUGCUGCAGUCUACAUGUUCCACUGUCACGCCAGCAGGAACACAAAGGGACUGGACAGUUUUCUGUGGACAUAUUGGGGUAAUGACAACAGUAAACUUUCCCUUCCUGACUUCCUGAAGAAAGCCAUGGAGAAAUCCCUUGAUAGUAAAAAUGGCCACCUGGACCUGUUUGUCCGCUUCCUUCAUGGCCUCUCUCUGGAGUCCAACCAGAGACUGUUAGGAGGCCUGCUGGGUCAGACAGACAACAGUCCAGAAGUCAUCCAGAGAGCCAUCAACAACCUUAAGAGGAUGAACACUGGUUUGAUCUCUCAUGGCGGAAGCAUCCUGGAGGAGAUGGACAUUGAGAAGAUCUCUCCUGACAGAAGCAUCAACAUCUUCCACUGUCUGACGGAGAUGAACGACCUCUCAGUCCAUCAAGAGAUCCAAGAAUUCCUGAAGUCAGAGAACAGAGCAAAGAAGUGCAUCUCUGAUAUCCACUGCUCAGCUCUGGCUUACAUGCUGCAGAUGUCAGAGGAGGUUAUAGAUGUGUUGGACCUGUGGAAGUACAGCACAUCAGAGGAGGGAAAACGGAGACUGAUUCCAGCUGUGAGGAACUGCAGGAAAGCUCGACUUCUUCAAUGUCAACUCUCUGAGACUCACUGUGAAGUUGUGGCCUCAGCUCUGAAGUCCAACCCCUCCCAUCUGAGAGAGCUGGACCUGAGUGGAAACCCCCUGCAGGAUUCAGGAGUGAAUCGGCUGUGUGCUGGACUGGAGAGUCCAAACUGCAGACUGGAGACUCUGAGAUUGCAGAAGUGCGAUUUUUCAAAGAUCAGCUGUGUUUCUAUGGCCUCAGCUCUGAAGUCCAACCCCUCCCAUCUGAGAGAGCUGGAGCUGAGCUACAACACGCUGCAGGAUUCAGGAGUGAAGCUGCUGUGUGAUUUUCUGCAGAAUCCAAACUGCAGACUGGAGACUCUGGGAUUGAGUGGCUGCAAGUUGUCAGCGAUCAGCUGUGCUUCUCUGGCCUUAGCUCUCAAGUCCAACCCCUCCCAUCUGAGAAAGCUGGAGCUGAACUUCAACAAGCUGCAGGAUUCAGGAGUGAAGCUGCUGUGUGAUCUUCUGCAGAGUCCAAACUGCAGACUGGAGACUCUGGGGUUGAGGAACUGCAGUUUGUCAGAGAUCAGCUGUGCUUCUCUGGCCUCAGCUGUGAAGUCCAACCCCUCCCAUCUGAGAGAGCUGCACCUUAGCAUCAACAGGCUGAAGGAUUCAGACAUGAAGCUCCUGUUUGAUCUGAAGAAGAGUCCACACUGCAGACUGGAGACUCUGGAUUGAAGUGAUCUUCAGUAAAGUCCAGUCCCCCAUCCUCCCUGUGUGUUCCUCUGGAUGUGACAGAGUAUCAUCAGAUUAUCUGGACUGCUCCGCUGCUGCUCUGUCCUUCUACACAGUCUCUGCACUGCAAAAAAGUGGUGACUAAAUAAAGAUUUCUUAAAUUAAGAUUGCUGAAUCUAGAAAUAAGCAUGUUGAACACUUAAGAUAAUAAAUUAACUCUUAAAACAAGAUAAAUUAUCUAACACCUCUAAAUCUGAAGUUUCUUACUGUAUAUCUUGGUAAGAAACAAAUAAUUUGCAGUGCACUCUGCUUGUUUUAAGAGUUAGUUUCUUAUUUUAAGCGUACAACAUGCUUAUUUCUUGUCAAGUGAAAUUAUCUGUCUAGGCAGCAGUAUAAUUUCCCCCAGAUCUAGUGUUUUUAUCUUGUUUUUAGACACACCUUUUUUGCAGUGUGCAGACACACUGAGACUCCUCCACACUCACACACCUCCUCCACCUGAAUUUCCACCUGGACAGGAGGAGAAAACUGUCAAAACUAAAGUGUGAACUGAAUCAAAGCUUCACUGAAGUCGACCAACUGAAACAGGAUUCUGUUUUGACUUUCUCUCUCACACAGUGAAAACCAACAAACUGUAGUUUAAACUGCUUCCUUCUUCAAUCUUCCUUAAAUAGUAUUAUUAGGCUCCAAACUUGCCUUUUAUUAUCAUCAUGUGCAGAUUUUUUCUUAUCGCUUUUUUAAAGAGUAUUUUCAAGUCAGAUUGUUUUUUGUAGAAAAAAGAGCUAAAAACUGUAAAGUCAGCUGGUAAUUUCUGUGGUUUUGUUACUACCAAAAAACCCUAUAUCAUGAUCCAUUGUCAAAAUAAAAUGUUGUAAACUGAAGGUGCAACAGUUAGUACUGUCGCCUCACAGGGUCACAGGUUUGAACCCAUCUCGGGCUCUUCUGUGUGGAGUCUGCAUGUUCUCCCCGUGUCAGCGUGGGUUCUCUCCGGGUCCUCCAGCUUCCUCCCACAGUUAGAAAACAUGCAACUUAGGUUUAACUGGUGAUUCCAAAUGUCCAGUAGGAGUGAAUGAGACUGUGACGGUUGUGUCUCUUUUUCUCCUUUGUCAAACACUGAACAACACCAGAAAAAUUCACAUUUCACAUUUUUCAUCCGUUUUAAUAUUUGUAUCGCAGUUUGUAUUACUGCAGGAAAAAUAAAAGCACAAUUCCUGAUAUUCAGAUUCUGUUUUAAUUGUAGUCUGAUAUAAAUCUCCACAAUCCAGCUCCUCUGAAUAUAAAUGUUCUGCGUGUUGAUGUAAAUGAAGCAAGUUUUUCUAACGACUCACCUGGAUUUCAAGAGUUCAGGCCCAGUCUCCCAUCAGUGCCAAUAGACCAGAAUAGAUAAGAAAUACAGAAUAUAAACAUUUAAUCAGUUUUUAGGAUUUAAAACUAAAGCUCAGAUUUCCUCUUACAGAUUUGACUUUGUCUCACAAUCAGAAAGUGUUUGCUCACACCAGACACAAACUCAUGUGCAGUGAGGUAAAUCAUUUCCUCUCCUGCCUCCUUCAGAGACUCAUCAGAAAGACAAUCUGUCCACUCAGUGGUCACUUUAUUAGGUACAGCUGUAUACCUGCUUGUUAAGGCAAACACUGAGAAAAACAUUUAAACUCAAGCAGCAUUUUUUUUUCUCUGAGUUUAAGGAAUUUAGUAACCUGUGUUUACAUUGUGCAGUUACAGAUAAAUUACGCAUGAUGAGCUUUAUAAGGCUGAUCAUUAAAUUAUUUAAAAUGUGACUGUUUUAGGCAGAACAAUUAAGUUACAUUAAGAGAUAAAUGAGGUGAUUCUGAGUUAUCCUGACAUUAUAUUCCUGGCAUUGUAGAGAAUUAUUAAAGCACAAUUUACCAUUAUGGGAAUGUGUGUCAGGGCCUUGAAAAAAAAACUUUCAUCGGACAAUGAAAAUAAUUGUAUAAAUAAAUAGAAUAAAAACAAACACAAAAAAAAAUGAAGUUUGUGGAGACAAGGGGGGAAAUACAAAGGGACAAUAACGUAAAAAAUAUUUAAUAAACAAAAACAGACAUAUACAUUUAUGUUGCAUUAUUUGAACGAAUGCCUUAAUUUAAUUUUUAAAAUAAGUGUUUAUACAAAGACAAAAAAAGAAUAGAAAUAGAAAGGUGCUUUCAUUGGACACUGGAAAAAAUAUACAUAGAAAUAUAAAUGUGGGAAAAUAAAAAGAAAUAAAACAAAAAUAAAGAAGUUUAAUGACAAACAAGAAAAAAUAAAUAAAAGGGAAAAUAAUAAAAUAAUUGAAAUGAAAAUAAAUAUACAUUAAUGUUUUGUUGUAUCAAUGAAUGCCUACAUUGUUUAAUAUAAUUUCUGGCACAUAUUGUAUAAUAAAUGAAUUUGUAAGCUC
Centropristis striata (black sea bass) is the source of this 5650-nucleotide messenger RNA. RefSeq names its product NACHT, LRR and PYD domains-containing protein 12-like. NCBI's taxonomy places the organism in Eukaryota, Metazoa, Chordata, Actinopteri, Perciformes, Serranidae. The record is from RefSeq and is a predicted model, not a curated record. Bases 109 to 3264 code for a protein of 1051 amino acids. The transcript has 11 exons. Gene Ontology annotation, molecular function: protein binding.